AUUCGGCUCGAGACACACCAGUCUAACGUCGUGUUCCACCCAGAAUGCACGCGUCGGUGGUCUGCAAGUGAAUUUAUUACGAAAAAUAUUUAUUUAACAUUGAAUUUAACUGAAUGGUACAGUGGAUAUGUUGUUGUUGUACCGUUGAGAGUGAAAAUCGUUGAAUUGUGCCACAGCUGAUGUUGUUACGAUCCACAUAACGGAGAGGAGAACGAAGACACGAAAUACGAUUGCAUUAUCCAUGGAGCGAAAAAUAUACGGAUCUAUAAUGUUGAAAAACAACAAGAAGCUGAAAAAAGCCGUCAGUGAGUGAAAGAACCGCGUGACGAAGAAAUUAAUCUAUUUCGGGGCGUGAAGAGGAGUGAAAUCAAAUUACGUUCCCAGCCCCACCUAUGGAGUUGCCCUUGUUCACUGACGGAUGCACCAGUAUCUUAUAAAAAAAUUCACUCGCGCUUUUUUCGUUUUUUCCUUUCGUACCCACAGUGAGUCGACAAGACGCCGGCGUCGUGUCGUCGAGUGAAUCGUGAUAAGUACCCUCGACACGUCGCGGUCGAGUCUACCGUGUGUCCUCACCCUCACCCCAGCAGCGCCAACAAAAAUUGGUCGUCUCACAGCCUAAAAAAAAAACAAGAAAGAAAACAUUUUGACAGAGUUUUGCCACAAUUUUUACCCAUCCAGAUGGCCCCCACUAUUUUUAUCUCUUGAAUCCGCUCCUCGGAUUUUUAUUUCUCACAUACAUCCAUCUUCAAUCCCCGGAAAUCCUCGAGGCACCACCCAAAGAAUUCUGGCUGUCCUUCUCUUGCCAGGAGUUUCAGUGAACACAAAAUCUUGGUGAACUCAGCGAAAAGGAACCACUGCCGGGAGGAUAACAAGAUGUGAAUCGUCUGCAUCUGUGAAAAAAGCAUAAAAACCACCGAUGAAGUCUCCAGGGAACAGUGACAACUAAGGGGUUGACCACGGACUUAACCAUUCCCCGAAAUGGUGUGAAUAUUCGAAGCCAAAGCUCACUAAUAAUUUAGUCUUGUGUCAUCACAAGUUGGAUCUGACAGUGAAAAAAAAAUAUAUUGUAAAAAAUGUAUAAACUACUGCGUCGCGGCUCGGGUCGUACAUUUCUACUAUGUGCACUACUGCUGUCGUUACUACUUUGCCUGUAUUAUGUCAGCCAAACACAAGCCCCCUCGUCGGGUCAAGCCCCAGCCCUUCUAGCCGCUCCCGUGGGCGUAAGAUACGAGAGACCUACGACACUUGUGCCAGAUUAUAGUGAGGCACCUGAUGCUCGUGUCUCCCUGGCCACCUGUCCAUUACUGCGACCCAGACGGGCGGAUAUCGAGGCUCAGGAGGAAUUUGAUAAAUUCGACUUCCAGCCGUCUUGGAUGAGAAGCCGGGAGUACUGGGACGACAGCUUUGAAGCUAGGUACACCGAACUGCGAAAGGAUUCCAAAAGGCCUCCCCUCAAGGUGAUCCUGAUGCCGCACAGCCAUACAGACCCUGGUUGGUUGAAGACCUUUGAGCAGUACUUCCACAGCUCGACCCGUUCCAUCCUCAAUAACAUGGUGACGAAGCUCCAACAGUGGCCGAAUAUGACGUUCAUCUGGAGUGAAGUCUCCUUCCUGUCGCUCUGGUGGGAAAGUGCCCAUCCAACCAAGAAGGCUGUGGUGAAACGUUUGGUGAAGGAGGGACGCCUGGAGAUGACCACUGGCGGUUGGGUGAUGACAGAUGAGGCCACCUCCCACAUUUACGCCAUGCUCGAUCAGCUUAUUGAAGGUCACCAAUGGCUGAAAUCGAAUUUAGGCGUUAUCCCCGAGUCCGGUUGGUCAGUCGAUCCCUUUGGCCAUGGAUCCACUGUUCCCCAUCUCCUGAAAGCCUCCGGAAUAAGCGGGACAAUAAUCCAACGGAUCCACUACGCCUGGAAGCAGUGGUUCGCCAAGAAGCAAUACGGUGACUUCGUCUGGCUACAGCCAUGGGACCAAAUUGGUGCCUACGACAUCCUGACCCACAACCAGCCCUUCGACAUCUACAACAUCAAGCAUUCCUGUGGCCCGCACCCCCACGUCUGUUUGAACUUCGAUUUCCGGAAGAUUCGAGGCGAAUACACGGAGUACUCAGUGCGAGCAGUUGACAUCACUCCCAACAACGUCAAACAGAUGUCAGAAUUGCUGCUGGAGCAAUACUCUAGAACAGGUUCACUCUUUCCCCACAAUGUUGUCCUGAUUCCCCUCGGUGACGACUUCAGAUACGACCAACAGAUCGAGUGGGAUCAACAAUACACCAACUACAAAAUUCUGGUGGACUACAUCAACAGCAGAAAGGAAGAGUACAACGCUGAGAUAAUUUUUGGAACUCCGAAGGACUAUUUCCACGAGAUUCAGAAACGAACGGAAAAAUUUCCCACGUUGGGAGGGGACUUUUUCGUCUACUCCGACAUCUUCAGCGAGGGAAGACCCGCCUACUGGAGUGGCUAUUUUACAACUCGUCCUUACAUGAAGAUCCUCGACCGAGAACUCGAAGCAAAUCUACGAUCCGCUGAGAUUCUCUACUCCAUUGCUCUGAACGUGGCUCGUCAGAGUGGCCAUGACAUCAAACUCUACGAGACGUACUUUGAGAAACUAGUAAAGGCUAGAAGGAACCUUGGACUCUUUCAGCAUCACGAUGCCAUCACGGGAACAUCUAAAUCCUUCGUCAUGAAAGAUUACGCCCUGAAAAUGUUCGAGUCUAUUUCCGACAUGACAAGUCUCCAAAGUUUCGCUAUACAAUCCUUAUCGGCGAUAAAAGUAAAAACAAAUUCCAUCUACGUUCUACCGGAGUCUGACCGGGACAGCUAUGAGAAAUUACCAAAAAAGAUUCCAAUAACCAUCAAUGGUCGUGAGUCACGGAGUGUCGUAUUAUUCAACUCAUUAGCACAACCUCGACAGGAAAUAGUGAGUUUGCGAGUUAAUUCUCACAGAGUUCGAGUGCUGGAUCCCAAGGGUACCCCAGUACCUUAUCAAAUAGCACCUGUUAUGAAUGCAACAAGUAUAACUCACGACACCUACGUUCUUCUCUUCGUGGCUGACCUAAAACCCUUGACCAUAGCAACUUAUCAAAUUGAACACAGUGACAAGGUCCCAAUGGAGUCAAUUUCCACAGUCUACUGCAAUAGAUGCGGAAAAGACAGUGUAUUUCCAAUAAAACCAAUGCAAUCCAGUGAUAUACAGCUGGAGAAUCACCGCAUGAAGCUCCUUUUUGAUGGACAAACAGGAUUUUUGAAGAGAGUCACGAAAAAGUCCACUGGCAAAGUCAUGCAAUGCGCUAUUCAGUUCGCUGCAUAUGCUUCAGCACAGUUUCAUUCUGGUGCAUAUCUCUUCAUGCCUGAUCCAAAUCUCAGGGAUCAGGAUAAGGAUAUCUUGGAGGCUUAUACACCACACCAGAAGAUCUACAUUGUGUCAGGGAGUUUGAGUUCCAGAUUGACAGCUGAGUAUGGUAAGCUAUUAGCUCACCAUGUCUCCAUCUUCCACCAUGAUGGUCCACUGGCAGAUGCCAUCUACCUCAGGAACGUCGUGGAUUUCGAAACACCUCCCAAGAACAGGGAGACGGAAAUGUUCAUGAGAAUACAGACUGAUAUUUUGAAUGGAGAUCCACCUGAAUUUUAUACUGAUCUGAAUGGACAUCAGAUGAUCAAACGAAGGAAAAUCGAGAGAAUUGGAAUCGAGGGGAAUUAUUAUCCUAUCACUGCCAUGACUUACAUCGAAGAUAGUGCACACAGGCUGACACUGGUGGUCAAUCAUGCGCAGGGGGCGGCAAGCUAUCAGCCCGGUUGGCUGGAGGUCAUGUUGGAUAGACGAACUCUUUACGAUGAUUCACGAGGAAUGGGUGAAGGACUGCUUGAUAAUAGAAAGACUGUUAUCAAGCAUUGGAUGCUACUGGAGGACAUCAAUGGGGAGAAGGACCAAUACUCCAAGCCUUCUCUGUUCGCUAAUCACAUCAGCAAUGCACUCAAUUAUCCCAUCAAUAUGUUCAUUGUUGAUGGCAAUGAAAGUGAUAUUAAGAUGAAAUCUGAAGUGAAGCUGUUGAGUCAGAGCUUUCCAUGUGAUCUCCAUCUGCUUAAUUUGAGGACCAAUCAUGAUCAGAAACUGCCACAUUUUCCAGUCAGCAGUGCUUUAAUGGUCUUACACAGACAGGGAUACAGUUGCGUUGUUGGCGCCGACGUAGCGUUGAAACAUUGUCCACUGAGUGAUAAAUUGAGUUCGGGGACUGGAUUUUAUAAGUUGGGGAGUGUCAAUGUUACGAGGACUACUGUAACUGGAACGAGAAGCAAAAAAUAUCUUGAGGAUGGGUUUAUGGGAAUUAAUCCUAUGCCCAUGGAGAUCGAGACUUAUAAUGUGCAAUUCUCACAGUGAUAUUCCAAGGGGGGUUGGGGACUUCAUUUUUAGGGGGAGCUGGUGUCACUGAAUAUUUUUUAUUAUUGGGGAGGUAAGGGACAAAUGGGAGACGAGUGUUGAUGUAGCUUGCUCUGGAAAUAUCUUGAGAGUUCAAGAGAAUUUGGGAAAAUCUCUGUUUGUGAUUGUUUCUGAUUACCUCUAUGAUACACUGAUAGAAGAAUUCAAUCGAUGUUAACGAGGUUCGCUAAUUGUUACUGAAAGGCGUUGGUGAAUUAGAACAACUUGAUAUUCAUGGCGUGUUCAGUCGAGGGAACCACUCGGUAAGUGUUAUUGAAUGGGUUAGUUGCCGUAAAAAAUGAGUUGGUCUUUAAUGAUUAAUGUGGAGUACAUAAUGAAUUUUGGGGUAAGAGGAAGUUUUCAACUUUCAAUGAGUAUACAAUGACCAGAGAACAAAGGACAAUGAUUUUGGGAUGAAGUGACUUUUUUAGAGAUUUGACACGAUGAUUCUAAUGGAUUGGAAUUUUUCUCCUUUUUCGUACUUAAUCAGUGCAGAAAUGAUUGAAUGAUUAAAAAUUAAUGAUAAAUUCAGUAUUCUUUAUUCUUAACCUGUCUGUUCGUCCAAGGAAAUUUAUUUUAUUGGAUUAACAAGAUUGGUAGGGAAUUAAAACGAAUAUGUAGAUCAUUCAGACGAACUAGAAAAAGAGAUUCAUUCGGUAAUAUCAACGGAAUUCUUCUAGUAGUGUCCCUUGAUAAAUUUUAUUGGAGUUCACUGUUUCGGAAGUACUUGCAGAAUACUAUAUGAGAAAAACCCGAAGUUACCAUUUUAUCCCUCCUCAAUUUGGUCAUCCUGAGAGAAUAAGCGGUAACACGAAUGGAAAAGAGUUCUGAAGAUAAUCGGAAAGGGGUAAUCACAUUGUUGGGAUUUAGUAGAAAAAUUUAUUAGAAAUGCACUUUGGGUUUUGGGUUUGAGCUGGAAGUUUUUAGAGAAACUUAUUUGAUUUAAUUAGGAAAUUCUUUAUAGUUAAGGAUCCGGUUUUUGUUACUUUUGUGUGUGCAUAGAGAAUCAUCUUCGAUAAAUGGUAGAUAAACAAUGAACACAAAUUAAGUAAUGAAAUGAUGAGAGGAGGUUACACAAAGAAAAAAAAAUGCCAAGAAUAUGAUAUUGCUAAUGUCCUUUUGAUAUUCUUAGCCGGAAAAAAUAUCUCCUGUGCGAAAUUUUCUUUUUAAAGAUUAUUGAGCAAAUGGCAUUGAAGGAGAGGAAUCGCAUUCAACAAACAUUAUUACCGUUCUUAAUGAUUCACAAUUAAUUCACCUGAAAAACUUGAAUUCGGCAAAUGUGGAAGAUGAUAACGGGAUCUCCAUCAAGGUCAUGUACAACCUAAUAAUCAAUAAUAAUCAAGUAAUAAGCUUGAAAAAUAUAUUUUCUUCUGAUAAGAAUAUCAAUUCUUGGUUGAAAUAUAUUUUUUCCUCAGUGUAGUUGAUAACAGAUUUCAUACAUUGAUUUCAUACAUUUUGUUAAAACUGAACUGUUUUCAACUUUUUCAUCGAAUUUUUAAUGAAGGAUGGAGAAUAAUUGAUAAGAAAUAUAUUAACUAUUGAAUCAUGGAGUUGAGGUGAACAAAAUGUUGAUACUGUUCUUCCAAUUUUUCGGUGCGAGUGGAAGGUAAUUUUUUAAAGUGCAUUUUCAAGAUUUAAAAAUCAUUUGUACAUACUAGAUUUAAGUAUAACAAUACAGGUGACAUCGUGAGUGACAUUGUAAUGAAUAUCGUGCAAAGGUCUGAGUGUGAUUAUCUCCAUUGAUUUAUUAAUUUGUAGCAAAUAAUGAGAGUGAAACGUCUGUGCAAUUUCAUUGAAUUUUAAUUAUGUAUGGAUUGGUUUAGAACAUUUUUAUUGUAAUUUUAAUUGAAGUAUAAAUAAUACCUAUUUGGGAGAAAUUUCGUGAAUCUCCCUCACAAAAUAAAACACUAACAGCUUGAAAUAUUCCGACAAAAUGCAAUCUGCAUACCUUGACACGAAUAGAUAUUAAAAAAACAUGGGAUUUAUUGAAUGGGGUAACACACGAUAUUUCGGAGCUGUGAAAAUAAUUCACGAGCCAAUAGUGUGGUGUCAGUAUUUUUCUAUUUCUCUCUGAUCAAUUUCUACAACGCAGCGCAACAUCUGUAUUCUCCACUUAGUUUGUAUUAGUUUUGUAUUUCUAUUCUCUUCAGUUAUUAUUUUUUUUUUAGUUUAUGAAGUCCAAUUUCUGGAGAUAUUGAAUUUUCUCACGGUGUGCGCCGAGAUAUUAGGGAAACAGUCGUUGUAAGGAUAGUGUACCAUACCUACGUGUUUGUGCUGUCUUUAGGUGAAAAAAAAUUAAAUAAAGAAAAAUUAAAUAACGGAACAAGAAAUGAGGUAAAUUGAGCUGUAUGGGAGAUUGAAAAAAAUCAGAGAUAUAUAAAUAGUUAUAAAUAUGAUAAAUAUUAUUAUGUAUAACUGAAGAGAAUGAGAUAAAUAUAUAUAUAAUAUAUAUUUGUAACUGGUCUCGAGUGAUCUCCGCUCCUGGAAAAAAAAUUUAAUAAACCGACGAUUAAAUUAUGCGGAGGGACGCUCUGAUGGUUAUCCGAAGGGCGGAUGAUCUAGUAUGAUUAUUAUUAUGUAACAUCCAAUAUUUAUUGAAUAAAGAUAAGAAGUCGUAUUUUUAAA
Messenger RNA from Diachasmimorpha longicaudata, 7040 nucleotides. RefSeq names its product alpha-mannosidase 2 (gene alpha-Man-IIb). Bases 1074 to 4376 code for a protein of 1100 amino acids. The transcript has 7 exons. The record is from RefSeq and is a predicted model, not a curated record. Gene Ontology annotation, biological process: N-glycan processing; protein deglycosylation; mannose metabolic process. Gene Ontology annotation, molecular function: carbohydrate binding; alpha-mannosidase activity. Gene Ontology annotation, cellular component: Golgi membrane. Lineage: Eukaryota; Metazoa; Arthropoda; Insecta; Hymenoptera; Braconidae.